Molecule: messenger RNA, 702 nt
Organism: Rhincodon typus (whale shark)
Lineage: Eukaryota; Metazoa; Chordata; Chondrichthyes; Orectolobiformes; Rhincodontidae
Product: anaphase-promoting complex subunit 4-like
Exons: 8
Coding region: 1-702 (233 amino acids)
Biological process (GO): protein K11-linked ubiquitination; positive regulation of mitotic metaphase/anaphase transition; anaphase-promoting complex-dependent catabolic process
Cellular component (GO): nuclear periphery; anaphase-promoting complex
Molecular function (GO): protein binding
Source: RefSeq, a predicted model, not a curated record
AUGAAUGCCAUUGUGAAAGACAAACAGAAUCAUGUCUACAAUCUGUAUUACUCUAGUAGCAAAGUCAUCGUCAUGCCACCAUUUCGACAAGUUGGAGAGAAGCAACUUCCCAAUGAAAUACUUUACAUGGUGUGGUCCCCUAAACGGGAUCUCAUUGCACUUGCAAACAAAACUGGAGAGGUUUUGCUUCAUCGCCUUGCCCACUUUCAACGAGUGUGGAGUUUGGCACCUAAUGAAAACACAGGAAAAGAAGUAACAUCGCUAGCGUGGAGGCCAGAUGGAAAGGUCUUAGCCUUUAGUCUUGCAGACACAAGACGAAUUGUUUUAUGUGAUGUGGAAAAAGCAGAGAUCCUACAUUUUUUCUCCUUGGAAAACGUAGUUACCUGUAUGCAUUGGACUGAGGUGAUGGAUCCAAAGAGUGCUCCUACCCCAGUCAGUUUACUAGAUGAAGAGGGAAGCCUUUUCUUGCCCAAGUUGCCUGCAUUACCAAAAAGUUAUAGUACCUCUGCAAAGAUUUUCAGUGAAGAAAAAGCAGAUGAAGUCACAAAGCUAUUAGGUGACAAAAGGCUAAAUACCCUUGUUCUUGGAGGGGAUUCUGGAUUCAUCGAAUUAUAUGCAUAUGGAAUGUACAAAAUUGCAACAGUAACACAGGUAUAUUGGCUUAGAGUUUGCUGUGAAAACUGUAGCCUUACAUGUCUUUAA